UUUGAUUUAUGUGUUUUUUCUAGUGAUGCUUCCUACGUGUGUAUUCAUAUUGGUAAUGAUUGAAUGUAAACCUCUCAUUCUUGAUAUUGUUAUACCGAUGAAUGUAUUCCGACCACGUAAAACUGAAAUGGAUUUUGAAUUUUUCGUCGAUAAAGAGCAAUAUUUCUUUUUGUAUAUUAUGCAAGAAAUACUAACAUUAGUGACUGGCUUUUACUCGAUAUUAAUACCUGGAACAUUCUUCGUCACUAUAGGGAGACACUGUUGCGCAAUAUAUAAAAUUGCAAGUUGUUUGAUUGCAAAUACGGCGAUCGUCCAUACGCAAAUUCCAGUUGCCCAAAAGAUACAAUUUAUGCAUCGGAGUAUUUGUCUUUCAGUUCACAUUCACAGAAGAGCUAUGAAGUUCGUGAAAGACCUCGUACAAAUGAUUGAUUUGUGGUAUUUUCCGUUAUUUGUAAUUUGCAUAGCGUCUUUAAGUUGCCUCCUGUUUCGCCUGCAUAUUACUGUAAUGCAGACCAAUGACUUGCAUGAUAUUUUCAUGUGCUGUGUGCUUUUAUACGUAUUUCACGUAUUUGUUUGUGUCACAUUUUCUUGGGCAAUCGUACACAGAACACAGUGUAGAACUAUUACAAUCUACAUAUGAUACUCUUUGGUAUGUAGCGCCAUUACCGAUCCAAAAAUUAUUCUUAAUUAUGCAAAAAUCUAUACAGGCUCAUACAUUAAAGAUAGGUGGUCUUUUUACUGUGUCCGUAGAAGGAUUUUCUACGAUUUUAACUUCUGCAAUAUCAUAUUUUACUGUUUUAUAUACUAUGCAUUUAUGAUCAUGAAGUAGCAAGGAAAUGGCGAAAAACAUUUAAUCGUUAAGAAUAACGAGUUGUAUAAAACUUAGUUGUAUAAAAAUUACUUAGUUGUAUAAAAAUUGUUUAUACAAAAAAAUUAUUGUUUAUACAAAGAUAAGGUACAAAAGUUUUUGGGAAUGUAGCUGCCUGUGGUAUACGAUGUUACAAAUGUAUAUGUAGUUGAGACACAUCAUCUAUUCGGAGCGCCAUAUUAUUUUAUUAUAUUUGAUAGUAUAAAUGGUAUAUUAAUUUUCCUGCUUUAUGGAAUCAUUUGCUGCUCAUUAUAUUGUAUUUAAUAAACAAUGUAUUAUUUUUUUUC
This is a messenger RNA of Ooceraea biroi (clonal raider ant), 1155 nucleotides long. RefSeq lists its product as uncharacterized. Lineage: Eukaryota; Metazoa; Arthropoda; Insecta; Hymenoptera; Formicidae. The record is from RefSeq and is a predicted model, not a curated record.